AUGGAAGCUCAGAUGGGUAACUUGGAAUUCAAGUCCCACAAUCACAUGUUUCUUGAUACACAAGGCUCACUACUAGAAAAGGGGCUGAGAUUAACUACCUACCCAAAGGGAGAUAAGCUAACAUUGAAUGCUCUGGUUGGAAGUAUAGUGUUACUUCACACCGAAAUUCAGUAA
Messenger RNA from Sphenostylis stenocarpa, 174 nucleotides. Lineage: Eukaryota; Viridiplantae; Streptophyta; Magnoliopsida; Fabales; Fabaceae. The record is from the annotation of a GenBank genome assembly.